AUACACCGCCAACAAGGACAUCUCACGGUCCAGGACACUCUUCUACCACGGCAGGCGGCAGUUUAUGCUGACCACUGAACGGUUCUAUUUCUACCGGAGAUACCGUAUCCGUGGCAUGCACAACAUAGUGUUCUAUGACCCCCCCACAAACCCGUUGUUCUAUCCUGAACUCAUCAACACGAUGGAGCCAGAAGUAGAUGCCAGUGUGACUGUGCUGUAUACCAAAUUCGACGGCAGUCGGUUGGAGCGGCUGGUUAACAAGACUAGAGCAACCACUCUUAUCACAUCGCCUAAAACAGAGUUCAUGUUCUACUAA
Messenger RNA from Sphaeroforma arctica JP610, 316 nucleotides. RefSeq lists its product as hypothetical. The record is from RefSeq and is a predicted model, not a curated record. Lineage: Eukaryota; Ichthyosporea; Ichthyophonida. Gene Ontology annotation, biological process: maturation of SSU-rRNA from tricistronic rRNA transcript (SSU-rRNA, 5.8S rRNA, LSU-rRNA). The annotation marks the transcript as partial. The transcript has a single exon. Gene Ontology annotation, molecular function: rRNA binding; U3 snoRNA binding. Gene Ontology annotation, cellular component: small-subunit processome; nucleolus.